Messenger RNA from Hyaloscypha bicolor E, 2216 nucleotides. RefSeq lists its product as uncharacterized. Lineage: Eukaryota; Fungi; Ascomycota; Leotiomycetes; Helotiales; Hyaloscyphaceae. The transcript has 3 exons. Gene Ontology annotation, cellular component: cytoplasm; centrosome; cyclin-dependent protein kinase holoenzyme complex. The record is from RefSeq and is a predicted model, not a curated record. Gene Ontology annotation, molecular function: cyclin-dependent protein serine/threonine kinase regulator activity. Gene Ontology annotation, biological process: mitotic cell cycle phase transition; regulation of cyclin-dependent protein serine/threonine kinase activity. The coding region runs from base 153 to 1994 and encodes 613 amino acids.
GCUGUACCAAUACAACGUGCUGACAUUUCAUCUUACAAUAGCCACAACGACCCGCGCGAGCCAUUCGCGCUCAAGCCGACGAGAAUACCGCGCCUGCUCAAUCCAAGCAAACCCUUCACCAACGACACAAAUCUACCGGCACACUCUCCAACAUGUUGCAGGUAGGAGGUCUCAAGGCGGCGGCCAAGAGAACUGCCUUUGGAGAUGUCAGCAAUACGGCGAAGAGCUUGUCAAACGUACAGGAUGACUCGGCAAUCGCUGGCAAGCAGGUCUAUCAAGAGAUCGUGAAGCCAGUUGCAGUUCAAGAAAAAUCAGCUGCCUUCCUCCGACCUGCACAGCGACCCCUAAACGGUGCUGGUGCGAAGGCACCAUUGAGCAUCACUUCUGCCCCCUCAUCCGACCCAAUCUCAAAUCUUCCUCGAGCUCUUCCAGAAGUCAAAGGAACUGCUGUUAAAUGCACACUCUCAAAGAAGAACACGUCGAUUUACAAGGACGUGGACUCAGAGAAUGCUCCACCCUCCCAGAUCGAUGACAACCAAGCUACGCGUCCCGGCUCGGCACCUGUACCCCCCGUUCACCAAUCGCUGGAUCCUCGACAGCACAAGAGCCAACCUCAAAUCAACCCUCUCACUAAGCCAGAUCUACCUUCUCUUCGACGAACCCUCAGCAAGCUCCCCAACAACAUCAACGUCGACCCAUCCCAAGAAGACGCCCGUCACAGCGACCCUGCCUACGAAGACGCACAGGAAGUCCAAAUUACAACCUCUGAUGAGGCCUUCGAAGCACAAUUGAGACUAGAGAAAGAGGAGAAGGAGCUCGCUGCCAAGGAGAUUAUUGAGAGACAGCUGCGCCAAUUGCCUGCCCCGCCUCUCGUUUCCGAACCCGAAGAGUACUGGGAGGAGGAUGAAGAGGAGAUGUACGACGAGCAAGGUUACAUGACAGCCCACUCGAACCCAUCCCGAGGCGACAACACCACAGGAGGUGCUACCACCGUUCUCUUCCCGAAGGUCACGAACAAAGUCCGAAACGAGCUUGCUGCUGCCAAGUUGUAUGUCCAGGCCUCACGCCCUAUUGAGGAGAUUGAGGAGGAGCAAUGGGACACUGCCAUGGUAGCUGAAUACGGUGACGAGAUCUUUGCGUACAUGCGUGAACUCGAGAACAAGAUGUUGCCUAAUGCCCACUACAUGGAUCUCCAAACCGAGAUUCAGUGGUCGAUGCGUUCGGUCUUGAUGGACUGGCUCAUCCAAGUUCACCACCGCUUCGCGUUGCUUCCCGAAACAUUGUUUCUCUGUGUCAACUACAUUGACAGAUUCUUGUCAUGCAAGAUUGUUUCCUUGGGCAAGCUUCAGUUGGUCGGUGCCACCGCCAUCUUUGUUGCUGCAAAGUAUGAGGAGAUCAACUGCCCUUCCGUCAAUGAGAUCGUCUACAUGGUUGAUGGUGGCUACUCGGUUGAUGAGAUUCUGAAGGCUGAACGCUUCAUGCUCACUAUGCUAUCGUUCGAGCUUGGCUGGCCUGGACCAAUGAGCUUUCUUCGACGCAUCAGCAAGGCUGACGACUAUGAUCUGGAGACCCGAACCUUGGCAAAGUACUUCUUGGAGGUUACCAUCAUGGAUGAGCGAUUCGUAGGAAGCCCACCAAGUUACGUUGCUGCCGGUGCUCACUGUUUCGCUCGUCUGAUGCUCAAGAAGGGUGAUUGGACUCCAACCCACGUAUACUACUCCGGGUAUACUUGGACCCAAAUCCGGCCCCUCGUUUCCAUGAUGAAGGAAUGUUGCGAGAACCCCAACAAGCAUCAUUCUGCCGUCUACGAGAAAUACUGUGAUCGCCGAUACAAGCGUGCAGCCCUCUUCGUCCAAGCUGAGAUGAGCAAGGGCUUUACGCUCCCGUCGAUGCACGCCCCUCGCCCCUCUCUUCCCUCACUUGAGAGCGUCGCCGCCCAGAUGCAAUCCGAGGCUCGCGAGUCCUUCAAGCGUAUGGUCCAGAUCAGUGGAUAGGCUACGAAAUCCCAGCAAGCUCCCUCGAUACUACAAACCCCUCGCAACCAAAAGCACAAAAUUUCGAUUCUCUGUAUAUUUUUUGGACCAGAUUUGGCCCCUCUGCACGUCUUCAAUUUGGUACAUCCUACUCUAUUAUGUCGUGUCCGCCAUUACAACACAGCAACUUUAUUAGAUCGCGCAGCUUCCACACUGGAGGAGCGAGUCAUACAGUUAUGUGAC